AUGUCACAACGUAUAGGGAUCUUUCUUUGGGUGGUGUUCGCGUUUGCCUUUGUACGGGCUGAUCGGCAGCAAAUCGGCGUAGCUGCCGCAGGGGAGCUGCUGUUCGAGAUCGGAGACUCUGGUCUCAUAGCAAAUCGGAAACUGUCCUAUUGGAUGCCAAACGGUGCCGCGUUCACCAUCCUAGAUAUGUUUGGUCGGACGACUCUUGAGCCACACGAUGUAGAGAAGCUCGCCUAUGCCUAUUCACAAGACGGUUGCCAACUUGAUCAAGCAGUUGAAUACAAGGAUCUCUUUAAAUUAGUGCCGGAAGACUAUAAGUACUGGGACAUCAGCCAACAAGAAUUUGAGUACGACAACGGUGGCAGUCCGCAGCGAGUAACGGGAAAAAAAAUGGUUUUCCAUUCUCCACCCCAAGAUUAUCUCGAUGAAGUCGUAGAGGUGUGCUUCCGCCUGUACGACAAAACGUCGAAACACGAGAGCAUUUUGAUCUUCGGAAACAUAGCUAGAAACAGGUCGCCAAUUACAGUUAUAUUUCUGGCCAUCACCUCUCUCUCCUUACUCCCACUUGUCGAGCUGUAG
Molecule: messenger RNA, 579 nt
Organism: Besnoitia besnoiti
Lineage: Eukaryota; Apicomplexa; Conoidasida; Eucoccidiorida; Sarcocystidae
Exons: 1
Coding region: 1-579 (192 amino acids)
Source: RefSeq, a predicted model, not a curated record